This is a messenger RNA of Gadus macrocephalus (Pacific cod), 3739 nucleotides long. RefSeq names its product semaphorin-4A-like. The transcript is spliced from 14 exons. The record is from RefSeq and is a predicted model, not a curated record. Gene Ontology annotation, biological process: semaphorin-plexin signaling pathway; neural crest cell migration; positive regulation of cell migration. The coding region runs from base 234 to 2591 and encodes 785 amino acids. NCBI's taxonomy places the organism in Eukaryota, Metazoa, Chordata, Actinopteri, Gadiformes, Gadidae. Gene Ontology annotation, molecular function: chemorepellent activity; semaphorin receptor binding.
AUCACGCAAGACGGCUCGAGAGCGCUAUCAGGGCGGACAGGCGGACGAGAGGAUCAUCGAACCCGCACACCAGACCGGCUGCGUCUGUCAAAGGAGGAAGUUCAGUUCAAUACGAGAAGAGAGGCGCCGCCACAAGCAGCUUUUAAUCCCACUGCGUCGCUGAAGGACUCCCACCCGGCUCUGUCCGUCCGUCGGUCCGUCGAGGGUCCUGCUGUCCUCCCAGUCCCCCAAACAUGACGCGCCUCCCGCUGCUCUGGGCCGUGUGGGGAGCAGCACUCGUCUCGGCCGUCCGGCCACGGACCUCUUUCCUGCUGGACUCGUCAGACAGAGGUCUGGUUCACUUCAGCCAACCGAACGUCCACAACACCACCACCCUGUUGCUAAGCGACGAUGGCUCAACCCUCUACGUGGGGGCACGGAAUAACAUCCUCUCUUUGGACGUCAGCGAUCCUGAGGUCAUCACCCUGAAGGAGGAGACGAGGUGGUCACCAUCUCGGGAGGACAUUGAGGCAUGUUCGAAAAAGCAGAAGAGUGCGGAGGUCGACUGUCCCAACUUCAUCCGCGUGCUGCAGCCCAUGAACUCCACCCACCUCUACGCCUGUGGCAGCUACGCCUACAACCCCCAUGAUGCACUGCUGGACAUUCAGACCCUCACCCUGACCUCCGUCUCCGUUGGUGCCAAGGGCCGCUGCCCCUUCAACCCCUUCGAGAGGAACACGGCCAUCACCCUCGACGGGGAGCUGUUCACCGCCACCACAGAGGACUUCAGGGGCGGUCGGCCCAGUAUCUCUCGUCACUUCAGCCGAGACGGAGGCAAAGCCGUCCUUCUGGAGACCUCCAACUACGUUUUGGACGAGCCCACAUUUGUCAGUUCUGCUUUCGACCAGAAGGAGGGGAAGCUCUACUUCUUCUUCUCGGAGGUCCUGAAGGAGUUCAAUUACAUGCUGGAGCACAGGGGAGCCAGGCUGGCUCAGGUCUGCAAGGACGACGUUGGAGGUCAGAGAACCCUCCAGAGGAAGUGGACGUCCUUCGCCAAGUCCCUGCUGCUGUGCCAGCCUCCCAAGCAGCAGCCCUUUGACCUGCUGCAGGACAUGUUCACCCUCCAGCCAGCAGGGGGAGACUCCUCCAGAGAGACGCUGUUCUACGGCGUCUUCACCAGCCAGUGGUCCCGGGGCUCAGAGGCGUCUGCAGUGUGUGGGUUCAAGAUAGAGGACAUCAGGAAGGUGUUUUCAGGCGACUACAGGACCUUCAACCCAGACAAGCACCACUGGAGCACCUCAGGAACCCGGAGGAACGUCCAGGGACAGUGCGGCCUGUGGAACGCCAGCGACGUGGUCCUGGAGGAGGUGAAGAAGAGCUUCCUGAGCCACGGCAGCGUGCAGGCGGCCCCGCUCCUGACCUCCACGGGGCCCCACGCCGCGGCCUACAGUCGGCUGGUCGCCACGACGACCCUGUCGGCCAAUCAGAAGGAGUACACCGUCCUGCUCCUGCUGACAGAGACGGGGUUUCUCCACAAGGUGGUGCUGUUGGACGGGGGUCCACGCGUCAUCGAGGAGGUCCAGGUCUUCAGAGAACCUCAGCUGGUCAAGAGCCUGUUAGUGUCCCCCUCCAAGGGGGUGGUGUACGUGGGCUGGUCCGGGGGCGUGACGGCGGUUCCCCUGGCCAGCUGCUCCAGCUACCAGAGCUGUGGCCAGUGCGUCCUGGCCCAGGACCCCUUCUGCAGCUGGGACCCGGACCGGGUGGCCUGCACCCGGCUCCACGCAGCGGGAGCGGCGCAGGAUGUAGAGAACGGGAACGCUAUGAGAGAGUGUGCUGGCUCCUCCUUUACUCCUAACACAGAGGCAGUGCCGGCCACUCUGAACGAGGUCCUGACCCUCCCGUGCUCCCAGCCUUCGGCCCUGGCCUCCCUGAACUGGGCCGGCGACGGGCUCACCCUGGCCCCCAAGCUCUUCCUGCAUCGCCCCGACGGCAGCCUGAGCUUCGUGGUACGGGCGGACACCCUCGGGGUCUACACCUGCACCUCCCACGAGGCAGGGUACCACGAGGUCCAGGUGGUCUACACCGUCUCCGAGAAAACCCCGCCCGCGGCCUCCGUCCCCCCUCACGCCCCCCCUCACGCCCCCACAAGCAGCACCUUCCGGGAAGGGUCCAGGAUCGACAACGACCUCAUACUGCAGGAUUACAUUCGGGAGAACAACGAGAAUGAGAAAUCCCUUCCUGAAGAGCGCUUGCCGGCGGAGCCCACGGCGGUCUUCAGCACCCAGGAGGACUGGCCGACGGGGCCCACGACGGGCUACAGCCACCCGAAGGGGUCCGACGGGAGGGUGAAGGAGCCGGGCCGGAGCUACUACACUGAGCUGGUGGUGGUGUCCCUGCUGAUGGCGCUGUGUGCCAGCGUGGUGCUGCUGGGCCUGGCCCACUGCUGGCGCCAGAACCACCCGGGCGUCAUCCCCAAGCCCCAGGCGGGACCCGGGGCCGAGACCCCGGGGAACUGUGAGGACCAGGAGGACUCACUGGAACUGGAGUACCCGGAAAAGCACGGCAUUCUGGAGCACGAAGGUCUUGCGCCCAAGGUGACGGUCCAGGCCUAAGGGGAGGUGCCAGAGGCAGAUCAAAGCUCUCCCUGGAGCCAUAUUUUGCUCAAUGUAGUCGUUUCUACUGCAUCAUGGGAGCUAUAACAAUUCAGACUCUAUAGUCUCUUUAAGGGAGGACUGGUUACCGUGAACACGUUUGUUUAUUUGGAGGUCAUUCCAAUUGCAUCAUGGGUACUGUGUCGGUUUGAGGGGUCACUCACAAAGGGAGGCCAAUUCUGGACUACGAAAGGGGGAGGGAUUUACAACAAAGUAAAAAUAGGAGAUUGGAUGGACUUGGCUUCGAUUCUUCCUCUUGAUGAAAUAAUCAUGGGGGAGAAACAAAAGUAUCGCUAAGCUGAAGGAAGGCUAACCUGCUAACCUGAAGGAGGGCUAACCCGCUAACCAAAAGGACCGAUAGAUAACAGGGAUACAACUUUAUUAAUCCCCCGGAGCGGAAAUUUCUUUGUUACAACAGCAGUGGAAGACAGAGGAUACAAUCCAAUGAAAAAUACAAAAUAUUGCAAAGGAAAGGAAAUAUAAAUGCUAAAAUAAAUGCUAAAGUAAGGACAAAAAAGUACGAAUUUUGUCCGUCUGGUUGAAUGGAUAACAGUGUUAUAACGGUGGCCUUACUCUGACGUCCACCAUAGCUCCCCUGCUACAUACCCUGCUACGUAGCGCCUUAAAGAGGCCAGGGUUGGACCCUGCACUCUGCUAGACCACACCGAGCUGAACACGCUAACCCUUGCUAUAGCAAUGGCUAGCCGCAACGGCGUUAGCAGCUCGACCGCUAGCCGUUGGCGAAUAAAUGGCUUGCAUUUCGCAUAGCAACAGCUACCGGUAAGCAUGCAAAGGAGCGGAAAAUUAGCACAGCGAUUAGCACAGCAACGGCUAGCAGUGAGCAUAGCGGAGGCUUAGCUUUGUACGCAGGCUGCUUUCAGUAUUUUAGUUAGCUUUGAGUGAUGUGCCGAUGUUGAACCUCAGUCUCCAUGGAGACCACGUGGAGAUUGAGGAGUCUAUUGAUCCGGAUCAAUACAGAAUGUAACAUUUUAUUUGUCCAUAUUCAAGCUGUGAAGUUCAAUAACUGUGUUUCUCUUCAUAAUUCUCCUUACUUUUGAUGUGCGCUAUUUGUUAAAAUAUUUUGAAUAAAUUGUUCAUUUAAAGUAUAA